AUGCGAACUGCUUCUUUCUGCGCAGAACCUCCGCUUGGUUGUCCAGCAGCCUCAGGGGUACGGAAGGCAGAUGCCCGGAAACGCAAGGCCCUUCUCAACGAUCGGGAGAAGAAAAGACAAGAAGGGCUUCUGCGGAAGGCUCCGGGUGGGAAACGGACUGCGUCCUCUCCGCCUGCUGGUGCUCCAGCAAAAAAGAAGAAGAAGCUGAGUAAAAAAAGUAAGGGGCCCUCGGUGGCGCCAGACGUUCGGAUGGCUCUUCUGGCUGAGGAAGCAGCUUCAAUAAAUCAACCCGGCUCAGCUCACCCGGAUGAGGUUGCCGACUUGCCUCCUGUUACACCCCAACAGGAGAGAUGGGGGCAGAUAGCCAGGAGUUGCCUGUACAUGAGCCAAGCCCUCGUCCUCUUGUGCCUGUGAAGGGGCCAACUAGGAGAAGGUUGCGUCUGGUACGCGACUUGAAGUCUGGCCUCGCUGGGCGGCUUCAGGGCCGGUUCACAGAA
Molecule: messenger RNA, 497 nt
Organism: Vitis riparia (riverbank grape)
Lineage: Eukaryota; Viridiplantae; Streptophyta; Magnoliopsida; Vitales; Vitaceae
Exons: 3
Coding region: 1-414 (137 amino acids)
Source: RefSeq, a predicted model, not a curated record